Messenger RNA from Nymphaea colorata (pocket water lily), 2051 nucleotides. RefSeq names its product pentatricopeptide repeat-containing protein At4g35850, mitochondrial. The record is from RefSeq and is a predicted model, not a curated record. The coding region runs from base 198 to 1577 and encodes 459 amino acids. Gene Ontology annotation, molecular function: protein binding. Gene Ontology annotation, cellular component: mitochondrion. The transcript has 13 exons. Lineage: Eukaryota; Viridiplantae; Streptophyta; Magnoliopsida; Nymphaeales; Nymphaeaceae.
UCUUGUCUCCGGCCAUAAACCUCUCAAUGACUCUAUGUUGAGGGUUUUGCUGCAUUCCCCAAAGCUAGCCACUCUCUCUCUCUCUCCCCUUACAUGGACUCGACGAACCCGCCCCUGAGUUGAACGAGUGAAGGCGCCGGCUGCUUGCAGAAGCCCAACCUUCUCUUUGCUUUGCUCUGUCCACCUCCCUCAAUAAGAUGCCCAUCACGAGUCUCAUGCAAUCCUCCGUCCGGCGUCUGGUUUCACUGCACGCUAAGCAAUCGGUGUCCGGGGUUCGUGGUUUGCUGGGGCUUCGUUGCAUUGCUGCCCCUUAUAGUUCAGCUCCUAACAGUGAGGAAUAUGCAAAGAGGAACUAUGCGAACAAUGUGUCGGAAUACAACACUGUUUUGGGUUCUCUUAUUGGUCAGAGAAGGCACUACCUGUUACGGGAUGUGUAUGACGACAUGAUGUUAGACGGGGUGCAGCCUAGCAGGGAUACUUUUCACUCACUGAUCGUUGGGGCGAUGAAGGGGAGUCGUCUUCAAGAUUCAUUCUACUUCAGAGACGAGAUGAGGGCCAUGGGAUUGGUUCUUGACGUUCCUUUAUAUAACUUCCUUAUGUCAACAUGUGGAAAGUGCAAGAAUUCUAAUGCUGCAGUUCAGCUCUUGGAAGAAAUGAAAGGAAGUGGAGUGAAACCAACUGGGCAGACAUACAUUUGUCUUUUGAAUGCCUGCGCAGCAACUGGUCGUGUUGAUCGAGUAUAUCCAAUUGUCCGUGAUAUGACUGCUGCUGGCUUGGGAUUGAAUAAAUUUUGUUAUGCUGGCCUAAUAGCUGCAUAUAAAAAUAAGACACCUGUGACUGAGGAGACAACUAAGAAGAUAGUUGAGCUUGUGAAGCAAUCCAAGGGAUGGUCCUCUGUUGAGGCAUCAGGUGAUAUUGCUGAAAAUGUGAUGAUGGGUGUGUCUGAGGAAGAGCUUUAUAAUAUUCCAACUUCAGAAUAUGUUCAUAGGCACGGGUUCUUAAACAGACAAUUAACCGUGUAUCAUGUAGCUCUUCAUGCUUGUGUUGAGCUCCGGAGUGUAGAGACAAUGGAGACACUUUUGGAUGUGCUGAAGCAGGACAACUAUUCCCCUGAUGUUUUUAUUGUAAUACAAACAAUGAGGUGCUAUCUUCAUUGUGGAGACCUUGAACGAGGUGUUAAAGUUUUUGAGGACUACUUCAGCGCUGGAAGGCCACCUAUGAUAGAGCUAUAUGUGGCACUGGUAGAGGGAGCAAUGGUUGGACAUACUCCUCGAGGAAUGGAAAUAGCUCAAGAGACAUUGAUGAAGAUGAGUGCAAGAGGAUUCUUUUUGAAUGCAAAGAUGGGGAAUGAUCUUCUUUUGGCUGCAGCAGGAGAAAGGACAGGAGGAUAUACCACUGCCAAUUACAUAUGGGAUCUGAUGCAGAGCCGCAGGAUCAACGUUACUCUGCCUACCGUGGAGGCUUACUAUAAAGGGCUGAAGGAAAGGGAGAUACCUGCAGAUGACCCAAGGCUUUUGCUGGUUGCUCGAACAUUGGACAACCUGCGUCUUAGGUUUGGUGGUGGAAGAUCAGCAUAGACUUGCACGCCAAACCUGCACAACUCUCUGGAAGUCGCAUGUUUGCACGUCUGAAAGGAUCAGCUGGUAAAAAUCGUUUGAACUGCUUAGGUCCGAUAAAUGGCUGCUGAGAAGAGGGCCCGGUCCUUGUUGAACUGCUUAGGUAGUUGUGAGUUUUAACAUGAAAAGUGCAAAGAGAAUACAAGGUUGAACAUCGCUGUGAGAAAUGGCUGUCUGUUUCUAUUUUCCUUGUGAAUUUUAUUUCUCCAUGGUUCCGUAAGAAGUUGGCUGACAAAGGAUGGCUAAACAAGCCCUGCCUCGACACCAAUACUUGUCAUGACUGUAAGAAGUCGGCGGCUUCCAACUUCUUGCAGUUUGGGUUUGUACUAGCUCGUUUUAUGUCAGAGAAGCCCUGCUGAAUCCGUUAUGCAAAAAGGGAUUUGAACCAUGCUCAUUAAUAACAGAUCUUAAUAACAACUCUUACUUGCCAAUGUA